GACUCCCAACCUGACCCCCUAUCCUAGCAUGACGGCAGACGCAGAAGAAUGACAUCUAAAGACCAGGAGUGACAGCACUGACAGGUGUACUGUAGUCAUGUUAGCAUUCUCCGACAAGCGUCUUUGCACCAACAUGCAAUGUCUACACUCUACUGUCCUCAACAUUGUAACCCAUUGAGAAAACGGGUGCUCGCGCCCCUUACUGCUUUCAGCGCGUACAUGCUCUCUCUGUAAUUCACUUGUAGUCGUACACACUGUUAAAAUGGAUAAGCAUUGCACGCGGCUGCAAGCUCAGCGUGCUUGACUUCACAACGGAUUUCAAUGUCGCGACAGUACAUGUAUAUGUGUGUUGACAUCACUUCGGAUUUCUUCACUUCGAACUACUUCCUCGAAGAAGUAAAACCAAAAAACCUUGGAGAAGAAUAGUUUGCUUAUACUGAAGUGCUCCUGCUAAUCAACCCCUCGCCAUGGACUGGCUUGCAACCGUUUUCAUUUUGUGGACAGGUGCUUUGACCCUGAUAUCAGGAGCGAAGGUCAACGCUCCGUCUGUGUCACCACCGCUAUCUGCACUGUCGGCAGCCUGUUCAGGAAGAAAUCCGUGCCAGAAUGGCGGAACGUGUCAGACUAUUGGACGUACAGGUUAUCGCUGCAGGUGCGCUUAUCUAUUUCGCGGCAGACAAUGUCAGACUUAUUGGCUACAAGACGAGGUGCUGCGGAUAUCAUCCGAAAUGAGAGGGCUUAGGAAACGUCUGGCCACUGUGGAGGAUGCGAACAUGCAGUGUGGUGCUCAACAUGCCCUAACACUCUCCACCUUCAUGGCGUCACUGCAGUCUAAAGUCGACAAGAGCCUAUCAAGUCAGCAAGCAUCACUGGAUACGAGACUAGACGAAAUGGACAAACUGUCCCUUCGUCUGGGUCAAGAUGUUCUGAGUUCUCUGCCGACGUCAUGUAAAGAUUUGCAGAACGCCAGACGUAAUGUUUCCCUCCCAUCCGGGCUCUACAAGAUUGUGUCCUCUGAAGGAAGAAUAAUUGAGGAUCGCUCUUCGGAUGCGUUUGGCAAGCGUGCCAAUCUACCGCUCAGCAGCUACUACGUAGAUGGAGUAUCAGUCACACGUGGAUCGCCAAUGCAUCACCUCUGGUCCUACGCUGCCGGGUUCGACGAUUUCCACGAUCACUCGUGGCACUGUCCGUGCAGUUCUAGUCCUGGUCAUCAGCCACAGAAGUUCGUAGGUCAUCACUACUACUGCGCCUAUCUGGGAAGUGUUUACAGACGAUGGACAUUCAGCCCAGCCAACCAUGCAUGGAGCAACACCAGUCAAUGCACUGCUGGCGGUACAUGUUGCGACAACAGGGAUAUGCCAUGGUUUCAUCGACAACUGGGUGCUACAACAUCUGACAAAGUGCAGAUAAGAAUCUGUUCGGAUCAAGACACAGGGAACGAAGACGUUGGAAUAGACGAGGCGGCAAUAUUUGUCAAAUAAUCUAAGUGGAUAAUGUUCGUCUUCCCGUGUGCUCUAGUGCUGUUACUAUCAUUAUAAUUAUUAUGUUGUGUUUUUACAGCUGUUCCUUUGUCCUUCCUUUUAGAAGUGAGAGUUGGCUGUUGUGGCGGGGCAUAUUUGAGGUGUUGGUUGUCUUAGUUCUUAUGAUUUUAAUUAUAUUUUAAUCUGUAAAAGGUGCUGAAGUUUUGGAGUGCUGAAGUUUUUUCUGUAGUUUUGGAGUGGCGCUACCAGUUCAUCACAUACAUAGUGUUAAUCACACACUGUUUUUCUGUUGGGGUACAUUUUUUCCCUUUUCUGGUUUUCUGGGUUUGCAUUAUUUAUUGCAUUUUCACCCGCCUUUUCAUCCGAUUGCGUUACUUUUGCCCGUGGAAGAGGCGUCUUGUGGUUUAUUUGUAAUUAUUCGGUUUUGAUAGAGUUAAAAACAUAAUGAAAUA
Messenger RNA from Sycon ciliatum, 1933 nucleotides. RefSeq lists its product as uncharacterized. The transcript has 6 exons. The record is from RefSeq and is a predicted model, not a curated record. NCBI's taxonomy places the organism in Eukaryota, Metazoa, Porifera, Calcarea, Leucosolenida, Sycettidae. Bases 468 to 1481 code for a protein of 337 amino acids.